AGAUAGAUAUAAGUGAUUAUAUAGUCCCAAAUGCAUAAUUAAACUCAUAAUCUCACGAUAUCCUAAAAUUUCAUAUGUAUGCGAUAUGUCGCCUAUGCUACCUUUAAAGGUUGAGUAUCGUGAUUCUUAAUGAGGAUAAAAUAUAUAAGAUAGGAUUAAGAUCAUUUCGACGUAUGAUUAUAUAGUAUUACCAUAUAACGAAAUUUAUCGCAUAUACAAAAUAGAAUAACUAAUAAUUCUAUUUUUAUUUAUAAAAAAUCGGAUGUGAAUUUACUUUAGAAAUUAAAUUAAUUUAACAAAACAAUAUGAUUGGAUGGUCAAAACGAUUGACUGAUAACGAAACAGCUGAGCCUGUAUCAGGGAUCUCUCGUCUCUUUAGUUCACGCACUCCACAUUCAUGUGCCAUUUCGUCUUCUUCCCUCAUCACUGUGAUGAGUUCACUCAACCGUCAUACCUUCGCUCUCUUCAACCUUAUCGCAUGGCUGAGUGCACUCACCGAGUCGACUCAGCCCCCAUUCGCAUGCGGCCCAUUACCCAAACCCUACCCCUUCUGCGAACCCACUCUCCCCAUAGCCCAACGCGCCCGGGACCUGGUUUCUCGCCUCACCCUCGACGAGAAAGCCGCCCAACUCGUUAACUCGGCCUCCGCCGUCCCCCGACUCGGCGUCCCCGCCUACCAGUGGUGGUCCGAGGCCCUGCACGGCGUUUCCCGCCACGGAAAAGGCGUCAGCUUCGGCGGCGCUGUCCCUUCCGCCACCAUGUUCCCUCAGGUCAUCCUCGCCGCCUCCUCCUUCGAUGCCUUCCUCUGGUUCCGCAUUGCCCGGGCAAUAGGGAAGGAAGCGAGAGGUGUGUACAACGAGGGGCAAGCGAAGGGGAUGACAUUCUGGGCGCCGAACAUAAAUAUUUUCAGGGAUCCGAGGUGGGGGAGAGGGCAGGAAACUCCAGGAGAGGACCCGUUAAUGACGGCAAAAUACGCUGUUUCCUACGUUAGAGGCAUUCAGGGCCACAGCUUUCAAGACGCCGGCGCCGACAACGGCGACCAUCUCCAGGCCUCGGCUUGCUGCAAGCACUUCACGGCCUACGAUCUGGACAACUGGAACGGCGUCAAUCGGUUCACCUUCAACGCCAUUGUGAGCAAGCAGGACAUGGCGGACACUUACCAGCCGCCGUUCCAAAGCUGCGUGGAGAAAGGCCGAGCCAGCGGGAUUAUGUGCGCUUACAACCGCGUUAAUGGCGUUCCAAACUGCGCCGAUUACAAUCUCUUGACGAAGCUUGCCCGCGGCCAGUGGGGUUUCCAAGGAUAUAUUACGUCGGACUGCGAUGCGGUGUCCAUCAUGCACGACGAUCAAGGCUAUGCUAAAUCGCCGGAAGAUGCCGUGGCCGAUGUUCUUAAAGCUGGCAUGGAUGUGAACUGCGGUUCCUACUUGAAGAACCACACCAAAUCUGCAGUUGAGCAAAAAAAACUGCCAAUUUCUGAGAUAGACAGAGCCCUUCACAACCUCUUCUCAGUCCGAAUGAGGUUAGGAUUGUUCAAUGGCGAUCCAAGCCGGCUGCUCUACGGCAACAUUGGUGCCAGCCAGGUGUGCACCAAAGAGCACCAACGUCUGGCCCUCGAGGCAGCCCGGGAUGGCAUUGUCCUCCUCAAGAACUCCAAUGGCCUCCUCCCCCUCUCCAAGACCAAAACCAUGUCACUUGCAGUGUUGGGCCCCAAUGCCGAUGCCCCCAAAACACUGCUCGGGAACUACGAAGGCCCUCCCUGCAACUCCAUCUCGCCUCUCCAAUCGCUAAAGGGAUAUGUCAAGAGCACGGUCUACCACCCCGGUUGUGAUUUCGUCAACUGUUCUGAUCCGGACAUUGCUGGAGCAAUUGAGAUUGCAAGAAAGGCCGAUUAUGUGGUGUUGGUUAUGGGACUGGAUCAGACCCAAGAGAGGGAGGAGCGCGACCGGGACGACCUGGUCCUCCCGGGGAAACAACAGAGCCUAAUCCAGAGCGUUGCUAAGGCUGCUAAGCACCCUGUUGUGCUGGUGCUGCUCUGUGGGGGUCCCGUGGACGUUUCCUUCGCCAAAAAGGACCCGAAGAUCGGGAGCAUCCUGUGGGCCGGCUACCCGGGAGAAGCUGGAGGGAUUGCCCUCGCUGAGAUCAUCUUUGGCGACCACAAUCCAGGAGGAAGGCUACCACUCACUUGGUACCCGAAAGAUUUUGUCAGAGUGGCCAUGACCGACAUGAGGAUGAGGCCGGAUCCCUCCUCGGGUUACCCUGGCCGGACCUACAGGUUCUACAGAGGAAGAAAGGUUUUCGAGUUUGGCCAUGGCAUCAGCUACACAAACUACUCCUACAAAUUUGUGUCCGUCACUCAAAGCAAGCUCUACUUGAACCGGAUGUCACCUCACGACUCGGAUCGUUCAACCCGGUACUUGUCAGUAUCGGACAUGGGCACAGAGCUCUGCGAGAAGGCCAGGUUCUCGGCCCUUGUAGGAGUUGAGAAUCGCGGGGCGAUGGAGGGGAAGCACCCGGUGCUGCUGUUUGUGAGGGAAGGGGGGACGCCCCGGAAGGGGAAGGCAAUCAAGCAGUUGGUGGGAUUCGAGAGUGUGCGGUUGAAGGCAGGGGAAAGGGCGGAGAUUGAGUUUGAAUUGAAUCCCUGUGAGCAUCUCAGCAGAGCCAAUGAAGAUGGGUUGAUGGUGAUUGAAGAAGGGCCUCGUUUCCUGAUGGUAGGGGAUGAAGAGUGGCCACUCACCAUUGAAGCUUGAUGUUUUUGUUAGUUUCUGCUUUCUACGAAUGCAAUGCCAGCAGCCAGCAGCCAUAGCCCAAUGUUGCAGCUUCUCGGUGUUGCUAUCAUUCUGUGACACUCUUACUUGAUAAAAAAUUAAUAAAAGAGGCAUCUCACGGUACCAGAGUCACAAA
Messenger RNA from Diospyros lotus (date-plum), 2901 nucleotides. Its product is annotated as probable beta-D-xylosidase 7. Gene Ontology annotation, molecular function: xylan 1,4-beta-xylosidase activity; alpha-L-arabinofuranosidase activity. The record is from RefSeq and is a predicted model, not a curated record. Lineage: Eukaryota; Viridiplantae; Streptophyta; Magnoliopsida; Ericales; Ebenaceae. Gene Ontology annotation, cellular component: plant-type cell wall. The transcript has 6 exons. Gene Ontology annotation, biological process: arabinan catabolic process; xylan catabolic process. Bases 306 to 2747 code for a protein of 813 amino acids.